AUGUCUAUGUAUGUAAUUAAAGCUGCGGAUGAAGACUUCGAUGAAGACAAAGAUCAAAAGCUGAAAGAGCGCCGUAAACUAAAUGAUACAACCCCUUAUGAAUACUUUCGUGGACACGAAUGUCACUUGGACGCUGAACAAAUAUCUAAAUAUAACUUAAAAAUGAAUUUCUUCAGAAAAUUUAUAUUUUACUUAAUUUCUGUAAGAUCUAAUGAUGUUAGAGCUUUAAACUUGUACAGGUCGUAUGCAGCUCUUUCUGCGGAAAAGUAUCGCCAUUAUACAAAACAUCCAUUCAUUAUACAUCCGUUCAGCCGACUGCGAUUGUUCUUCGAAGUGACUAAUGUUAUUCUCAUGCUUAUUCUAGGAUUGUACCUCGCAGUAUACUAUAGCGAAGUUGAUUACGGCUCCCUGGAUAUCCACGUCGAAAUGAUAUAUGUCUGCGAUUUUAUAUUCGUGAUCAAUAUCAUAGCCAACUUUUUCACGGGUUACAUAGAGGGGCACACAUGCAAAGCAGCCGUUUAUGACUUGGACAAGAUCGCCUUCCAUUAUAUUAAAACUUGGCUACUCAUAGACGUACUCAGUUCUAUUUCAUUUAUUCCAUACGUGUAUAAUCAUCCUUAUAAUCUUGUGGCCUUUCUCUUAGAGUCAGUAAACAUAUUGAGAUUACCACGAAUAAUGAUUUACCUGAAGAACAUUUUGGUGGUUUUAAGAGCUUCUAUAUACCAGAAAACAGCAGUUGAAAUAUGGUUCUGUAUUGUUACUUACUUAUCAUGGAACAUCUAUUUUCAAUUCUGUAUGGAGUACGUGAACGAAGGAGGGUUUCACCCUACCAAUCCCAGGAAUUGUUCUUGGUUAACAUAUGGGAAGUUAUGGAAUGAUACUAUGCCUAUCAGGAUUAUUUAUGCGCUAGAUCGAGCUGUUGGGAUGUUAACGGCUAAUACAAAUUUGAAUGUAAUUAAGCAAUCAAAUUGUUUUGACGCAUAUUAUAUAGUAGCUUGGCUAAUUUCUAAGAUACUGCAAUUUCAUUUUUCUAUGAAAUACAUAAUAGCAUUGUUUGGCGCUGAGUCGGCUAGAGCAAAAUACUACAUUAUGCAGAAGCAAAUUGAACAUUAUAUGGUGCAGAGGAAGUUUGGAGCCAGACUGAAAAAGAAAAUUCUCAAAUUCUACGCUUUACGCUUUCAGUCUAAAUAUUUUACUGAAUCCCUUAUGCUUGGCUGUGUGUCUGGGCAGUUGCGUGAUGACAUCCUAAUGCACACCGGUCGGCAGCUGGUAAGAGAACUAGAAUUCUUGAAGUUGCUCCCGAGGUCUCUACUAAUGCAGAUUGUCUUCAAGUUAAGAGUUGUCAUAUUCAUUGCUGGUGAUGUAAUCAUAAAGAUUAACACUAUUGGUGACUGCCUCUACUUUAUCGACAAGGGAACAGUUGCAAUAUACUCAGAUGCUGGACAAGAAAUCUGUCACCUCGAGGACGGUGAUUUCUUCGGCGAAAUAGCUUUAGUCAUGAACCGAUAUAGGACAGCGUCUGCCGUAGCCGUGACCAACUGUGAACUAUUCAGACUUGAUAAGACAGACUUUGACAAUACUAUAGCUUAUUACCCCACUGUGUACGAAACUAUUAAAAAGAUGGCUAUUAAUAGAUUUGAAACUACAUGUGUAUUGGAUGAACAUCGUAAAGCCGACGUACAGCAUUCUGAAGGAAAUGAUUUACGUAAUGGGUGA
Arctia plantaginis is the source of this 1716-nucleotide messenger RNA. NCBI's taxonomy places the organism in Eukaryota, Metazoa, Arthropoda, Insecta, Lepidoptera, Erebidae. The record is from the annotation of a GenBank genome assembly.